Fomitopsis serialis is the source of this 1544-nucleotide messenger RNA. RefSeq names its product glycosyl hydrolase catalytic core-domain-containing protein. Gene Ontology annotation, cellular component: fungal-type cell wall. The record is from RefSeq and is a predicted model, not a curated record. The transcript is spliced from 6 exons. Lineage: Eukaryota; Fungi; Basidiomycota; Agaricomycetes; Polyporales; Fomitopsidaceae. Gene Ontology annotation, biological process: fungal-type cell wall polysaccharide metabolic process. The coding region runs from base 307 to 1527 and encodes 406 amino acids.
CUCGAUGACCCCUCUGGGGGAGCAUGCACGCAGGAUGAGCAGUUCAGCCAGGCGGUGGCUUUGACCGCGUGCGCGUCGGCGCACGAGGCUGGGACAGCGGCCCUUGGCACUUAGGUAAGCUACCAAAUAGGGUCGCCUUCUUGCUUGCCUGCGGCCCCUCGCGACCGUUUUCUCCUGCCAACUCACUCCGUCGUCCCCCCCUCCUACGACCCUCCCUCUCGUCCGCACUUGCCUUUGGGCACCGUCAUUCUUUUACACACACUCCUUGAGUUAUUCACGCGAAGAACACUCCUCGCGCCUAUCACCAUGAUCUCGCUCAAGCUCUCAACUUGUGACCGUCGGAGGCGUCGCCCUCUUUGUCUGCUCCCUCGCACCACUGCGAACGCCCUCAGCGGUGGCAGCCACCAGAACUUUAACCGCCUCGCGGCGCACGAGGGCAUCUCCAAGAGGAACGCGCAGAACAAGCGUUCUCUGAACAAGCGCUGCAAGGCUCGUGACGGCAGCAACAGCACCGAUAUCGCUGCGUCUACGAGCUUCUCUUCCUCCUGGGUGGCUCCUACCUCUACCGACGUACCUUCCACCGACUGGAGCUCGUCCAGCGACUACACGCCUACCACGUCCUACACGCCCACGUCGACCUGGAGCUCGAGCAGCUCGUCUGCUGCUGCUGCUAGCCCUACGACUGCCGGCGGUACCAAAGUCGGCGUCGCGUGGACUGGCUCUAACGACCAAGAGCUCGCCACCGUCAAGACUUCCGCGACCAAGUUCCUGUACAACUGGAGCUCGUGGAAGAACUCUAACUCCGACUCCCUUGGUUACGAGUUCUGGGCCAUGCUUCAUGAUUCCUCGUCUCAGUCUAUCAGCGACUUCCAGAACAAUGUCGUGGCGGGUUAUUGCACGAACGUCAUGGGCUUUAAUGAGCCCGAGCAGCAGGGUCAGGCAAACAUGGACCCCGGCAGUGCCGCGUCUUUGUGGCAGCAGUACAUCGAGCCGAAGAAGGACUUGGGCAUGGGCCUGAUCUCCCCUGCGGUCACGUCCGACUCGGCGGGUAUUCCUUGGAUGCAGUCGUUCAUUUCGGCGUGCAACGGUGGAUGCACGUUCACUGCCGGCUGCGCGGCACACUACUACGGCACUGACCCGCAGGACUUCAUCAACUACAUGCAGACCUUCUAUAAUACCCUUCAAGGCAGCUGCAGCGUGAUCCAUGUUACGGAGUUUGCCUGCAUGGACUUCAGCGGUGCGACGACACCCGAUGACGGCCAGAUCUGGAACUUCUACAGCACGGCUAUUAAGUGGAUGGAGGCGACUCCAUGGAUCGGUUCCUACUUCGCUUUCGGUAUUCUCGACGACAUGGGCAAUGUCAUUCAGCAAGAUGCCCUCCUGGCUGGUGGCUCCGUGACCUCGCUGGUGACGCCUACAUCUACAACAGCUGGCAAUGAACAGUUAGGCGCUUCCCAAAGGAAGCUGCCGCUGUGCGGCCGCCGACGUUCACGCGUACACCCACGUAUAUACCCGCGCACUCAUUGAUGUGUAGUUCGUGCAUC